Molecule: messenger RNA, 3186 nt
Organism: Chelmon rostratus (copperband butterflyfish)
Lineage: Eukaryota; Metazoa; Chordata; Actinopteri; Chaetodontiformes; Chaetodontidae
Gene: bbs2
Product: Bardet-Biedl syndrome 2
Exons: 18
Coding region: 95-2233 (712 amino acids)
Biological process (GO): non-motile cilium assembly
Cellular component (GO): neuron projection; ciliary basal body; motile cilium
Molecular function (GO): protein binding
Source: RefSeq, a predicted model, not a curated record
AUUGUAGUCAAGGAACGAUUAGCUGCCUAGCUUUUAUGUACUAAAAUCCAACAUUUGCAGCUGACGAGAGGUCCAGGUAUAUACAGUAGGUACCAUGUUGGUCCCCAUAUUCACUCUUAAGCUGAACCACAAGAUUAACCCUCGCAUGGUGACUGUUGGGAAAUUUGAUGGAGUCCACCCAUGCCUUACUGCAGCCACACAGGCUGGAAAGGUUUUUAUCCACAACCCACAUGCUCGUGGUCAGAGACCUGUGGCCUACAGACUGAGCCAGAGCACCCAGGACUCUGACAUCUCUCUGCUCAACAUCAACCAGGCCGUCACUUGUCUGACAGCAGGAAUGCUGGGACCAAACACCACUGGGGACACACUGUUGGUGGGAUCUCAGACCAACCUGCUGGCCUAUGAUGUCCAUGACAAUGCUGAUAUAUUCUACAGAGAGGUGACGGAUGGGGCCAAUGCUAUUGUGUUGGGGAAACUCGGUGAUAUCAAGACUCCUCUUGCCAUCAUUGGAGGGAACUGCGCCUUACAAGGCUUUGACUAUGAGGGCAACGACCACUUCUGGACAGUAACUGGAGAUAAUGUUAGAUCUCUGGUGCUCUGUGACUUCACGGGGGACGGGAAAAAUGAGCUCUUGGUAGGAUCGGAGGACUUUGACAUCAGGGUAUUCAAAGAGGAUGAGCUUUUGUCUGAGAUGACUGAAAAUGAGACAGUAACAUCACUGUGCCAUAUGCAUGGCAGCAGGUUUGGCUACGCCCUGGCCAAUGGCACGGUGGGAGUUUAUGACCGCACUGCCCGCUACUGGAGGAUUAAGUCUAAGAAUCAUGCAAUGAGCAUCCAUGCCUUUGACCUAAAUGCUGAUGGGGUUGUGGAGCUUAUCACCGGCUGGUCCAAUGGAAAGAUUGAUGCUCGUAGCGACCGCACAGGCGAGGUCAUUUUCAAAGAUAACUUCUCUUCUUCUGUGGCCGGAGUCGUGGAGGGAGACUACAGGUUGGAUGGACAGCAACAACUUAUCUGCACCUCCAUAGAUGGGGAGGUCCGUGGUUACCUGCCAGCCAGUAAGGACCUUAAAGGGAACCUCAUGGACUCCAGUGCUGAACAGGACCUCAUUAGAGAGCUCAGCCAACGCAGACAGAAUCUGUUGCUGGAGCUACGCAACUAUGAAGAGAAUGCCAAGGGUGUGUCAGAGACAAACAGUGGGAUGGGUGUCAUACCAGCCAACACUCAGCUCCAGACGGCACUGUCAGUGAGACCUGCUACAGAGUCCCAGAAGGCUCAUGUAGAGCUCAACAUUUCAACACCAAAUGAAACCAUUAUUCGUGCAGUGCUCAUCUUCGCAGAGGGGAUAUUUGAGGGGGAGAGCCAUGUUGUCCACCCCAGCGCCCAGAACCUGUCAGGCUGUGUCCGAGUCCCCAUUGUCCCCCCAAAAGAUAUACCAGUAGAUCUGCACAUCAAAGCCUUUGUAGGGGGGAAAAUUAGCACCCAAUUCCACGUGUUUGAAAUCACUCGUCAGCUGCCUCGUUUCUCCAUGUAUGAGAUCACAGUUGAUUCCUCAACUGCUCCCCCCUCUGGAAGGGUCACCUUCAGCAUCAAUGAUCGACCACAGCGGGUGGUGAUGUGGCUGAAUCAGAACUUCUUACUUCCUGAAGGAGUUGACAGUCCUGACGUCACUUUUAAUUCACUGAGAGGAGGUGGACUGUUGUCCAUCAGCAUGGCCAGCAAUGGACAGAUCACUCUGAGAACCGAUGACAUUGACCUGGCAGGAGAUCUGGUCCAAUCACUGGCCUCUUUCCUGGCAAUAGAGGACUUGUCAGCAGAAGCAGACUUCCCCGGAUAUUUUGAGGAGCUACGUACUACACUCACUGAGGUGGAUGAGUUCCACUCUGUACACCAGAAGUUAACUGCAGCAAUGGCCGACCACUCCAACUACAUCAGGAACAUGCUGGUGCAAGCAGAGGAUGCUCGCCUUUUGGGUGACAUGACAACUAUGAAGAAGCGUUAUAGAGAGCUGUACGAUUUAAACAGGGAUCUGAUCAAUGAAUAUAAAAUCCGCUCUAACAACCACAAUGCACUGCUGGCCUGCCUCAAGUCUGUCAAUCAGGCCAUACAACGGGCUGGUAGACUCCGAGUGGGUAAGCCCAAGAACCAAGUGAUCUCUGCCUGUCGAGAUGCCAUCAAGAGCAAUAACAUCAACGCACUCUUCAGGGUCAUGAGAGCUGGCACUGCAUCCUCCUGAGGGUGGAAGGAGGGAGAAUGCAGGAAUGGACACAUAGACUGAAAGGGGGUUGGUCACAAAGACAACCGAUCAGCACUGCAAUGUUGGAUGUCAUCUAUUUUAAGGAUGGCUGAUAAAUAAUGAGCUUGGGAUGAGGCCGACAUAUGAACUUGAAAAGUAGAGGACACUGGUGGAAUUAGGAAGCUGUUGUAGCCUUAAUCUAUCUUUUUCCGUGAUUUAGGAAUAAGCAACAGCAUGACAACAACAUUUGGCACCAGCUCCAUAAUACUUUCACUGUACUCGAAACUUGAAAUUCUGCUAUAGUACAGAAAUAACAUGCUGACCACAGCUUAGUGCACUGUUGCAAUUAUCCUCCUUCUCAGUCGAGAAGUAUGGCUGUUUGAAAGAGCUUGAUUUUUACAUGUUAGCUGAGUAAUUGUUAAAAUUGUUGCGAGAGUUCAGCUGGACACAAACAGAGACUGUAGUACAAUGAUGUUUUAGAGGAAUUCAUUUUAAUUCAGUAAUGUGAAAGGCUUGACAUAUUGCUGCUGUCUAAAACUCAUGCAAAACGAAAAUGUGUCUUUUUCUUCAGCUAUACACUCACAUCUGAUAGCGUCAGUAGUUAAAAGAGAAAGAGGUGCUCCAGGUGAUGUCACAUAUUAGUCAAAGGAAUGUUUUAAAAAAAGCCAUCCAAACUGUUUCCACAAAGACGUGAGGGUUUGUAGAAAAUGACUACGUUGGAUUGGCACCCUGGCUGUUUAAUCUGAUGUUUAGAGAGAGCACAGCUGGAGUGAGACAGAGCAGCUUCCUCUCAGAUGGAGAGUUGUGCCAUUGAAAUCAGUGGUGGCCCUGAUGUCCUGUGUGGCAGCUCACUCAGGCUGCUCCCAGCUGAUGUGUGUUUGUGUGGUGUUUGUAGCCAAAGAAAACUGUUUUAAAUCAAUGAAUGUCACAGAGGACCAAUGCUGUGUGUUUAA